Molecule: messenger RNA, 3923 nt
Organism: Lacerta agilis (Sand lizard)
Lineage: Eukaryota; Metazoa; Chordata; Lepidosauria; Squamata; Lacertidae
Product: collagen alpha-1(I) chain-like
Exons: 8
Coding region: 75-3923 (1282 amino acids)
Biological process (GO): translation; translational elongation
Molecular function (GO): translation elongation factor activity; GTP binding; GTPase activity
Source: RefSeq, a predicted model, not a curated record
GCAAGGGGGAAACCAGGGGGGCAGAGCUGGGGAAGGACCUGGGGCUGGAGUUGGCAGCUGCGAGGGCAGAGAAGAUGGGGAGCCGCCCGCUCCAGAUCCUGGUCUCGGGUUCAGAGGAGUCUGGGAAGUCAACCCUGGUCGGCCACCUUCUCUACAAAUGUGGGCAUCUUAGUCCAGAAACUAUGAAGACUCUCCGGAAACAGAAGGUGGAGCAAGGCAUGUCGUACAGGCAGUUGCUGCAGAGCCUCCAAGUUGAGGAGAGGCAUGCGACUCCCUGGAGGCGACACUACAGGAGCCCCAAGUAUGAGGUCAUCAUCAUUGCAACCCCCCCAUGUCUUUCCCUCCUUGCCAGGAGAAAGGUUGACUGCAUGCUGUUUGUGGUCUCUGCAGCCAAGAGGGAAUUUGAAACGGGUUGGAGCUUGACCCAGAAGCAGAUCGUAUCAGCCUGCAAACUCCCGGUGAAGCUGCUUGUGGUGUGUGUCAACAAGAUGGACUCUUCCACGCCGGCACCUUACAACUACCGACGCUACAAAGCCAUUGUUGGGAAAGUGUUCAACUGGUUCUGGGCGUGGGAAAGGGAACCCAGGACAGUCCUAUUUCUCCCCAUCUCAGCCCUCUAUGGGGACAACCUGCAGGAGACCAGCGUCAAGAUGCUCUGGUUCUGCAAGUGGGAGAUCGCCAGGGAGAGGGGAGGAGUGGUCACAGGAACCACUUUGCAGCAGCUCCUGGACGCCAUCCCCAUUUGCCAUCACAGACCGGACCUCCCCUUUGCUCCCUUAGGAUGGACCAAGAAGGAAGAGGAGGCUCUCCUGAGGACAUGGAGGAUUCUCUCCCCGCAGGCACCAGACCACAUCCCCAGCCCUUCGAUGAUGUCCACGGCCCUCAGGCAGGCAGGAGUCUGGCGCUCUGCAGAGCAGUGUCGCAGCAAGGUGGAUGCCCUCCUGAGAUGCUACAUGGCUGAUGUUCUCCGGGGAGGAAUCGGGUGCUUCCCUUUCUACUGGGAACUGCAUGACAUCCUGGGAUAUGAUGUCUCCACAGCGGCCUUUCAAUUGCGGCAAUUUAAGCAGGAACUGGUGCCAACAGCAAAUGCCACCACUGCACCUGACCUGGGUUGGGCUGAAGAUGUGUUUGUCCUUCUGGGGCCUUCUGGUCAAGGAGCACUGGCCUUCCCAAAGGAAGGGGAGAAAGAAGAAGAGCUUGCCAUCCCUGGGCCUUCUGGUCAAGAAGAACCUGUUGCUCCAGAGGAAGCAGAACUUGUCCGUUCCGGUCAUUUUGAUCAAGGUGAGGCAGUUGUCCCAGAGGAGGGAGAAGAAGCAGAACUUGUCCUUCCUGGGCAUUUUGGUCAAGGAGAGCCUGUUGUCCCAGAAGAGGGAGAGGAAGCAGAACUUGUCCAUCCUCAGCAUUUUGGUCAAGGAGAGCUGCUUGUCCUAGAGGAGGGAGAGGAAGCAGAACUUGUCCAUCUUCAGCAUUUUGGUCAAGGAGAGCCUGUUGUCCCAGAAGAGGGAGAGGAAGCAGAACUUGUCCUUCCUGGGCAUUUUGGUCAAGGAGAGCCUGUUGUCCCAGAGGAGGGAGAGGAAGCACAACUUGUCCAUCCUCAGCAUUUUGGUCAAGGAGAGCCUGUUGUCCCAGAGGAGAGAGAGGAAGCAGAACUUGUCCUUCCUGGGCAUUUUGGUCAAGGAGAGCUGCUUGUCCUAGAGGAGGGAGAGGAAGCAGAACUUGUCCAUCUUCAGCAUUUUGGUCAAGGAGAGCCUGUUGUCCCAGAGGAGGGAGAGGAAGCAGAACAUGUCCAUCUCCAGCAUUUUGGUCAAGGAGAGCCUGUUGUCCCAGAGGAGAGAGAGGAAGCAGAACAUGUCCAUCUUCAGCAUUUUGGUCAAGGAGAGCCUGUUGUCCCAGAAGAGGGAGAGGAAGCAGAACUUGUCCUUCCUGGGCAUUUUGGUCAAGGAGAUCCUGUUGUCCUAGAGGAGGGAGAGGAAGCAGAACAUGUCCAUCCAGGGCCUUCUGGUCAGGGACCGGACCCUUACUCAGAGACUAAAAGCACCUCUAAGCCAAGAGCCCUCGAUAUACCUGACUAUGCAGAAUCACCUCUGGGCCCCAGGCCCCCGAAAAGCCCCAGAGGUCACCCCCCCUCUGGGCGCUUGGGGAGGAGCUCUGGAUACAAAUUAUGCCCUGGUCCUCCAAGACCCACCAGAUACGAGCUGCCACCUCAAUUUUCAAGGAGCUUCAAACAUGACCCCGACCCUGGACCCUCGACCAGCAGUUCUAGACAAGAUCCAUGCCCUGGGACCUCAAGGAACUCCAGACCUGACUCCCACCCUGGACCCUCGACCAGCGGCUCCAGAUUUGAGCUGCACCCCAGACCCUCAGGAAGCUCCGGACACAAUCUACCGGGUGCUGGGCUGGAGAGGAGGCCAGGUUCUCCAAUGCCUCUCAUCCCCCCAGCAGCUCGUAGCGAUACAGGAGUUUCGCCAGAGGAAGAGGAGGAAGACACUUGUAGCACUGGAGUUCCAACCCAGCCUCCCUCAGCCAUGGCUUCCUGGGAGAACCUAAUUGGUCCCCCGCUAUUCCAGUACCCCACCCCUGGGCCCCCCAUGCUGCUUCCUUCUCCAUUUCCCUUCCCACACCCCCUUCCUCCAGCCCAGAUCCAGCAGGAGCCACCCUUCCCCUUGCCAGAACCUGUGUACCAGCUGCCGCUGCUGGGUGAGGCUUCCUGGGCCCCUGCCUCUGCCACCCUGCCUCCCCCUUUGCAUUCCCCUCCUGCCUCCUUUCCCCUCCAGGACCCCCCCACGCAGCUGGCUCAGCCUCCCCCUUACUCCCCUCCUUUCCAGCAGCCCCCUGCCCAAGCCAUACCGUUCUUCUCACAGCCUUUCGUGCCUCCGGGUUCCUUCCGUGCCCCGACGGGGCCCCAAGGGAACUUUGUUUUCCCACCUCCGCCGGGGCCCCAAGGGAACUUUGUCUUCCCACCUCCGCCGGGGCCCGAAGGGCACUUUGUUUUCCCACCUCCGCCGGGGCCCGAAGGGCACUUUGUCUUCCCACCCCCAGCCACCCAGGCCUUUCCGAACCCAUCGCCCCAGACCCCAGACUACGCCCAGGACUUUCCGCGGGCCUUUGGCAGGUCUGGGCCAUUCUCACUCUACUCCUUCCCAUGGCAUGGCACCUCUGCAUAUCCCCUGGGCAUCAAAAUCACCCUCGAGCCCACUUCCUGGCCACGGAGGUUUUGGGAAUGGAAGCCUCUGCCUCUGCCACAGCCAUCCAAGCCAGAGAGCCUCCUGCCCCAGCCCCCGCCUGUCACAGCACCCCCCUUGCCUCCUCGCCCACCCUCCCUGGCAGGGCCUGAUCCUGACGGCGUUGAGGCCCUGUCCUCUGCUGCUUCUCUGGCUCCAAAGCCCACGCCCCAACCUGGGAGCCCCUCGUCGUCGCCCCCCAAGGCCCUGCCGCAGACCCCGCGCCAGCCUCCACCCCUCGGCACUGGCCCUCUGCCUCCUUUAAUAUCCUGCAUGGCCCCCAGCGGGACUGGGGAUCAGGCUACCAGGCUUCCUCCCCCGACCCUACCCGCGGCUUCCCCCUUGCCCUCUGGCUCCCCACCUCAGCUUCCAGGACCUCCAUCCCAACCUGGGAGCCCUGGGUUGCAGACCUCCCAGCGUCCAUCCGAUUCGCCACCCAGGCUUUUAAAAGCACCCCCUCCCCUGAUCCCAAUCUUGCCUCCUUUGUCACCCUCCCCACUGCCAUCUGUUCCUGGUGCUCCAGACCCCCUGGGCAACAGCCCCCCACCUCUAGCUGCCACCCCCCACCCCCAUGGUGCCCCCAGGCCGGCCACUGCAUCUCUGCAGCAGAGUCUGGUGCACGUGUCCCCACCAGGUCACUCUCCACUGUCCCCACCGAAGCCACACAGCCCUUCCGCCAACUCCCCUUCCUCUUCUCUCUAA